This is a messenger RNA of Siniperca chuatsi (mandarin fish), 5193 nucleotides long. RefSeq names its product MLX interacting protein. Gene Ontology annotation, cellular component: nucleus. The transcript has 17 exons. Gene Ontology annotation, molecular function: RNA polymerase II cis-regulatory region sequence-specific DNA binding; DNA-binding transcription factor activity, RNA polymerase II-specific; protein dimerization activity. Lineage: Eukaryota; Metazoa; Chordata; Actinopteri; Centrarchiformes; Sinipercidae. The coding region runs from base 324 to 2864 and encodes 846 amino acids. Gene Ontology annotation, biological process: regulation of transcription by RNA polymerase II. The record is from RefSeq and is a predicted model, not a curated record.
CAAUCAGAAACGCGUUAACACAGGAACUUCCUGCUCCGGACAGAGGAGCCUGCAAGCUAUUUCUUUGUCAGCUGGUCCCUGCGACUCUACGUCAACUAUUCAACAAGACAACAACACGUUAACAUGGGCCAUUAAUUACCAACAGCGAGGUUUAAAAAUGAGUGAACCGAGGAGUCGGACUGUACAGCACGAAGCUGAUAAACUUUAACCAACAGUCAGCCUUAACCGCGUUUUCCAGCGCUGUUGGCAAGCCUCAUGAAAGGGAGUUUUUAUUGUCCUAGCUUGCUGGCUAACGUUAGCUAUUUGUCUGGUGAGUUACCGACAUGGCUACUAGAGAGAUGUCUUUACGGCAGAAUUACCGUCGCCCACCGGCGAGCAUUAAGCAGGAGCAGGAGGACGACUCGGACCCGGAGGAGGCUCACCUGGGGCUGAGGAGGUCAGACGGGCUGGAGUCUCAGAUCAUCCACAGUGGACACUUCAUGGUGUCUUCGCCUCACAGCGAGCACCCCCCGAAGAAAGGCUACGACUUCGACACUGUCAACAAGCAGACCUGUCAGACUUAUCAUUUUGGCAAGGCGAGCAUGUCGCACCUCUCCAUAGACGCUUCACUUACCAAACUCUUUGAGUGUAUGACUCUUGCGUACAGUGGUAAGUUGGUAUCUCCCAAAUGGAAGAACUUCAAAGGUUUAAAACUGCUUUGGAGAGACAAGAUCCGCCUCAACAACGCCAUAUGGAGAGCCUGGUAUAUGCAGUAUGUGGAGAAAAGGGAGAAUCCUGUUUGUCACUUUGUGACUCCCCUGGAUGGAAAUAUAGACAUGGAUGUCCAUCGUCCUGCAGAGGCCACUGCUACAGAUGGGAAAUGCUGGAAAAGAAGAAUUGAAAUUGUCAUAAGAGAAUACCACAAAUGGAGAACAUACUUUAAGAAAAGGUUACAGAAGCACAAGGAUGAAGACCUCUCAAGCUUGCUUAAGGGACCAGAGGAGCAGCUAUCGCUGUUUGGGGAAGUCUCUCCAGACAUGCUCCGUGUCUCCUUUUAUCAGGAUGAAGAGACUGCAGCACGCCGUGUGUCUCGUAAGCAUAAUGAAACACCUGCCCCUAUGGAGAUGGACCCCCUCUUUGACAUGGAUGUUCUGAUGUCUGAGUUUUCAGACACAUUAUUCUCUACGUUGGCCUCACACCAGCCUAUAGCCUGGCCCAAUCCAAGGGAGAUUGCUCAUGCAGGGAAUGCAGACAUGAUCCAACCAGGACUCAUCCCCUUACAACCCAACCUGGACUUCAUGGACUCUUUUGAUCCUCUGCAAGGUAACUUAUUUCACAGCCUCCGUCAGACCGCCUUCCCCUCUGUUUCCCCCACUGCAUCAUCUGUCACCCCUCUACUCAGCAGCAGCUCUCAGUCACAGGCCCAGUUAAUGUCCUCCAUGCAACUCACAAGCAACCACAUCUCCCCUCCUGGCCCCCUGCCCAUCUCCUCUCCCAUGACCAGUCAAAUCAGCCAGACUGGUGCUGGUGGUGGUGAUGCUGCCUAUGCACAAAACUACAUGCCUCUGUUUCCUGGGCAGGCGGCGCCCAGUGAUCAAGCGGUAGUUUCCUCAGUCUCUCAGCCGUUAUCCCACGAUCCUCUUGCACAGUGCCUUCCAGGUCAGGACAUGGCCUCUGCCACACCCAUGGUUCCCUCGUCCUUGGACAACACCUUAGUGCUGGGUGAGACUGUAGUGCCAUCUGUGAUUACACACACAGCCUCCUCUACUGUCACAUCCAGUGAAGCAGCCACCACCUUCAGCCACGGCUCAGAGUAUAGCGCCAUAUCCACACAACCUCCACCUCCUCCGUCUCAACUCCAACCAUUGGCUCCAUUGCCUGCCACUUCUGUCCAGCACCCUCAGACUUUUGCCCUGCCUCGCCCCUUUCAGUCAUCCAGUGCCAGCAAAAACCGCCCCGUGCAAAGGAUUGCUCCUGCUAACGCCCUCCCCCCCUCCCACCUCAUCCUCACAGCCCCUUUCCCAGGUCAUGCCAAUGCUGUGAUUGUUACACCGACACCUCUAAAAACAGAUGUGGUCCAGAGAGGGACGCGGAAGUCUCCCCAGCCGAUUGUCCCCAAAGACAAGUCGUAUUCUUCCAGCCGCAAAAAUCAGAAAGCCUCCUCUAGUGUCGUUCACAGUCAGCCAGGAUCAGAUCAAGGAUCACCAUGUGGGUUAGAUCAAGUUCCUAGUCCCCAGUCACUGAUCAGCGGCAGCAGUACACCUCUGGUAAAGAAUGAACGAAAUCAGAGCCGGAGGACAACACACAUAUCUGCUGAGCAAAAGAGACGAUCAAACAUAAACAUUGGCUUCAAAACACUCUGCAACGUGAUUCCCACUCUAAAGUCACAAUCAAAUAUCAGUUAUGCAGUCACAUUAACGAAGACAGUGGAGCACAUUGGGAAGCUCCAGCAGGAGAGGCAGCAGAUGCAGGAAGAGAUCAAGAGACUGCGAGAGGAGAUAGAGGAGCUCAACACCUCCAUUAACAUUUGUCAGGAGCAGCUACCUGCAACAGGGGCACCCAUCAGGCGGCAUCGCUUCGACCACAUGCAAGAGAAGUUCAAUGAAUACGUAAAGAACCGCACUCUUCAGAACUGGAAGUUCUGGAUUUUCAGCAUCAUUAUCAAGCCUCUCUUUGAGUCAUUCAAUGGGAUGGUGUCAACUACAAGCAGAGCAGAGCUGUGUCAGACCACAUUGCAAUGGCUCGAUCGUCACUGCCCCCUUCCAGUGCUCAGACCCAUGGUGCUGAGUACCCUUCGCCAGCUGAGCACAAGCACAUCCAUUCUUAGUGAUCCAUCCCUGCUGCCUGAAGAAGCCAUCCAGGCAGUAACACACACAGAUGUGUAGCAUUGCUCUCAGAGGAGGUGAGGUGACCCAAAAACCACCUGAACCUCUCUAACAGCAAUCAUCAAAAUGACAUAUCACUAGUUUACCUUAUAGCCAUUCUGUAAGGUCACCACGUCUUCCACAGAUCCACAACUUUCCUGAAAAAUACAUGAAAUGAUAAAUAUAAGCUAGAUCUGGCUUACUUUUACUCUGUAUGUACGAUGGUCAUACAUUUGUCCUGUUGUACAUUGAUUCUUCCUUUGACAUCGCAUUUUAACAGAAAAUAAAAACAUUUUAUUUGAAUGACAGCAAUUACUACUGCCUUCACCUACUUUAGGUGAAGAUUUUCUAAAUACUUUACUGGAAGGUGGUACUUUCUGAACAACAACAUAUAUUUAAAUUACUUUUAUAAUGUAAAAACACAACAUUGUGUUAAAAAGGGAACUACUGAGUGAUUGUUCAUUUUGUGUUCUGUAUAAAGUGUAUGGAUAUGAUGCUUUUUUCACAAAGAGAUGUGAUGAAUGUGGGGGGGGGUUUAGGACUAGCUGGCAGUAUAGUUUGUGGUGUUUUUUUAUUUGUUUGUUUUUUGUUUUGUUUUUUUGAUGGCCCUGAAACCUCCCAGAAAGGCUUCACACCAGAAGGUGGGGGAUCGCCUGAAACAUGGUCAAGUUGAUCACUCGUCUGUGCUUAAUUAGUACAAGAAAGAUGAGAACCUUAUUGUCUUUUCCAUCCCUCAUUUACUCAGGUGAACGUUAUUUUGCCAGUUAACAAUAAUGGUUUCCUGGUGGUUUUCCGUCCAUGCUGAACAUCUUCCUUCAUACUUUGCUUGCUCUGCCCAUUUCCAGUGAGUUCAACUGCAAAUUGUACAAGAAAGCAGUCGUCUUAGAUACAGUAUGUAACAUACAUAGGUUUCUACUGGGCAGGUCACAGCACAAUGGAGCUAUGUUAAUUACAGCCCUCAUAGGGAGCAUAACUGAAAUAGCAGUACAUAUAUAUAUACCAUUCACAUGUACAGUGUUACACGAUCUUAGCUUGAAUGCACAGCAGCUGUAGGGGUCUUUUCAGUUCUUUGUUGGUCACUCAGGGCUACGCUGGUCAGCAUUAUUUUCCAUUCAGCUAUGAACAAAUCAAGUCAGAAUCCUCAGCAGGAAAACACGUCCUCUGUAAGGGUACGAGUUACAUCACAUAGUUUGAUUUACUGAUGUUUUCUUCUGCUCAUAGUUAUUUUAAUUUAUGUGUGUUAAUGACAGACACAGGAGAAAACAAUCAGUCUGUCAUGUUAAAAGACACAGCAAACAGAAACAAACCAAAAGCCAUAUCAGAGUAGUUUACCCAUCCAUUCAGUUCUUUUUUUUUUUUUGUGUUACAAAAAACACAUUUGACAGUGCACUCUGUUGACUGCUUGAGAAUUAGACACUGUGCAUGUUUAGUCAACAUGUCUGAUGUACAUCAGCCUUAAGGUUAAAUAAAGUGCCCUUACACGUGAUUAGACUUAGCACUCCUCAGGCAAACAGUCAUUUUGUGACUUGUGUUUUUACUUUCUUUUCUGCAGAACAACUGAGUUUACGGAGUUUUAUGGUAGCAAAAGGCACCACUGAUAGUUCUUAUAUGAUGAAUGUGCAGCUUUUUGUGUGCAGUUUUUUAUUGUGGAUUGCUGACUUCUUUUUUUGGGAGAUUUUACUUUUCUACAAGAUAGAAAUAAUGUAUCUGUCGAUGUACAGGCUACUCAAUUUACAGUAAGACAGGGAAAGCAGUCAUCAAAAUUCAACACACAGUGUACACUGUUGCCUAGUGAAAUCAAAUAGGCCUAUUUUUAAGUCACGUGUAAUGUUUAGUGGCUACAUUUAUCCAAAAUGACUUAUUACUACUAUAAGAAAAUGAAAAUGCACCUCCGAAUGCAGCUGUGGUUGUCAUGAUUGUGGAUGAAAAUUUAUUUUUUUGGCUUUUGUUUUUUUCCCCCUUCAAACUGAGACUCAGAUUAUUUAAUUUAUGACAGAAAGCCCCAAUGUUCCACUGCAGCUGGACAUUUGUGUGGUGAUUUUAUUGUUGUUUUUUUCUCUUGUCCUAUGAUUUUAAAAUGUUUGUCAUACCAGGUUGGAUUUCCAACUUCUGUUUGCUGUUUCUAUGAGGGGGUUUUGUACCGGAUGAUGUACAGUAUAUCAGUUGGUCAAGUUGGUUCUCCCCAAAUUUAGUAUUGUAAUUCAUUUGUUUGAAGAAGUAAAGAUAUUUUCUUAUGCUGCAUCUGAGUGGGUUUUUUUGUUGUCUUUCAAAUUUCCCAAAUGUGUUCAUGCACCAAGUUUUAAGAUGCCUUAAAUGAUUCUGAAUCACAAUAAAAGCAACAAAAAUGAAA